AGGUAUAAAAAUGAGAUUUUAUAGCUUAAACUUUCUAAUUGAUUAGAAAGGGCAAACGCUCCAGGGCUUUGGAAUCAAUGGCUAACGGAGUCGGCUCCCAAGUGUUCAUCAGCAGACUGUCGUCAUACACAACCAUCGAACGACUCAAGAGUCUGUUUUCAGUCUUCGGUGCAGUGUCUGAAGCUCGGCUUGUCAGAGACCCCAAAACCCAUAGGCCCAAAGGCUUCGGUUUCGUGACAUUUCAGUCGCCGGUUGAGGCCGAGAAGGCUAUUCGAGCCAUGAAUGGUCGGAUAGUUGACGGAAGAUUGAUUUUCGUUGAAUUUGCAAACACAAGGGGACGUGGGGUACAUUGAUUUUCUUUUCGCUUAACAGAGCUUCUCAACUCUGUCAACUUUUUCCUAAAUUUCAAACUCAACUUUUUCCCAAAUUUCAAUGCUUACUAUUAACGUCUAAUCUCUUCCGAGAUUAACGUGGGAUUGUUUAAUUUAUGUGUGAUUUUCCUUUUUUCUUUUUGU
Molecule: messenger RNA, 515 nt
Organism: Momordica charantia (bitter melon)
Lineage: Eukaryota; Viridiplantae; Streptophyta; Magnoliopsida; Cucurbitales; Cucurbitaceae
Product: RNA-binding (RRM/RBD/RNP motifs) family protein
Biological process (GO): mRNA splicing, via spliceosome
Cellular component (GO): U1 snRNP; U2-type prespliceosome; precatalytic spliceosome
Molecular function (GO): mRNA binding; U1 snRNA binding
Source: RefSeq, a predicted model, not a curated record